AUGAGUAUGAAGAAGUCUCCUGCAGAACUGAAGAGCAUUUUUGAAAAGUAUGCAGCCAAAGAAGGCGAUACAAACCAGCUGUCGAAGGCUGAGCUAAAACUACUGAUUCAGGCGGAAUUCCCAAAUUUACUCAAAGGUCCAAGCACCCUAGAUGAACUCUUUCAAGAACUGGAUAAGAAUGGAGAUGGAGAAGUGAGUUUUGAAGAAUUCCAAGUGUUAGUAAAAAAGAUAUCCCAGUGA
Chrysochloris asiatica (Cape golden mole) is the source of this 240-nucleotide messenger RNA. RefSeq names its product S100 calcium binding protein G (gene S100G). Gene Ontology annotation, cellular component: cytoplasm. The transcript has 2 exons. The coding region runs from base 1 to 240 and encodes 79 amino acids. Lineage: Eukaryota; Metazoa; Chordata; Mammalia; Afrosoricida; Chrysochloridae. The record is from RefSeq and is a predicted model, not a curated record. Gene Ontology annotation, molecular function: transition metal ion binding; calcium ion binding.